Molecule: messenger RNA, 679 nt
Organism: Theobroma umbraticum
Lineage: Eukaryota; Viridiplantae; Streptophyta; Magnoliopsida; Malvales; Malvaceae
Gene: PSBW
Product: photosystem II reaction center W
Biological process (GO): photosystem II stabilization; photosynthesis
Cellular component (GO): chloroplast thylakoid membrane; chloroplast; photosystem II
Source: RefSeq, a predicted model, not a curated record
CAGAUUCUGGGCCAACCAACGAUAUUAAUCUGUAAAAAUUCUUGGAGCAAAAAUAAUUGUGAUCUGGUUGUUCUCAUUUCUCCCAAUUGAAGGAAAAUGGCUACCAUCUCUGCUAGCACCCCUACCUCUUCAAUCAUCCGUGCAGCUCUUGCACACAAGCCAUCACCAAGGGUUGCAUCCUCAGUUGCCAUCGGGUUGCCAGCAAUGGCAAAGAAGGGGAAAGUGAUGUGUUCCAUGGAAAAGAAGUCUUCUGCAGAGGAGAAUGGCUCAAACGUGGGCAUGAGUGCAUCAUUGCUGGCAGCAGCCUGUGCAGCCACCAUGUCAAGCCCAGCCAUGGCUCUGGUGGACGAGCGAAUGACCACCGAAGGAAUUGGACUUCCCUUCGGUUUGAGCAACAACCUUCUUGGGUGGAUCCUGUUCGCUGUAUUCGGCUUGAUUUGGGCCCUUUACAUUGUCUACACUUCUUCCCUUGAAGAGGAUGAGGAGUCUGGAUUGUCGCUCUGAGCCCGACCCCUUUUCAUUUCCUAAUGGUGUUGUUCAUUGCAAAUAUUAUGUUGAAAGGAAUGUAGAAAAUCAAAGAUUCUGGCUUUCCUAUAUAUCCUGUAGUAAAACUACCUUCUGCAUGUCCAAUGUUUUUCUCCAUUGUUUCUUCAAGGAUGCUUGAUUUGGUUACCAUGAA